AUGGAAGAAAAUAAUCCGAAUCCCGGAGAUGCAGCUCUCCAAUACCUUAUGCAAGUCAUCCCAGACGUUAUGAAGGAUACAAACAAGAAACAGAUUUCCCGCCAUAAAUUUUCAUCUUACGAAGAUGAACUGUUAAAGCAAGCUUACGCUAAACUUGGACCCAACGACUGGAACGCAAUUGCCGAAGAGGUUCCAGGAAGGACAGCAAGACAAUGCAGAGAUCGUUGGAAAAAAUAUCUCUCUGGAGUUGAAAACGGUCCAUGGACUGAGGAAGAAGAUGCGCUCCUUCUUGAGAAAUACAACGAAUUGGGACCUAAAUGGGCUCAAAUUGCACAAUUUUUCAAAUCCAGAACAGAUAAUAACGUUAAAAAUCGAUGGGUUACCCGCGGCACUCGCGAAAAACAUAAAAAUGCUGUCGAAGCUGCACAAAUCCCUGGUUUAUUGAACGAACUUUUCCCAACAGGUCAAGGAUCUUCAACUGAUAUCGCUCCUCAGCUACAAUAA
This is a messenger RNA of Trichomonas vaginalis G3, 504 nucleotides long. RefSeq names its product RNA polymerase II transcription regulator recruiting protein. Bases 1 to 504 code for a protein of 167 amino acids. The record is from RefSeq and is a predicted model, not a curated record. NCBI's taxonomy places the organism in Eukaryota, Parabasalia, Trichomonadida, Trichomonadidae. The transcript has a single exon.